UAUGUAAGAAACGAAAUUGCGGGAACUGAAAGCUACUAGCUAUGUCGUUCAUGGAUAAACUAUGAUAGAACGUGAAAGCCACUCUUCUAUAACGAGGUAGUUUUGAUAACUCGUGACAAAAAAGUCUGUUGUUCUUCAGUCAUGGAGUACGGAAAGGAAAGAGUGGUGGCGUUAGUGGACAUGGACUGUUUCUACGUGCAAGUGGAGCAGAGACUGAAUCCUACCCUAAAGAAAACGCCCUGCGUCGUGGCCCAGUACAAAACCUGGAAAGGAGGCGGGAUCAUUGCAGUGAGCUACGAGGCCCGGGUCCAUGGCGUGACGAAGAACAUGUGGGUGGAUGACGCGAAGAAACUGUGCCCAGAUCUCCAGGUGGCACGAGUGCGCGAGUCUCACGGCAAGGCGGACCUGACCCCUUACAGGGAGGCCAGCGUGGAAGUGAUCCAAGUCAUGUCUCGCUUUGCGGUAGUCGAGCGGGCCAGCAUUGACGAGGCCUACAUGGAUUUGACUGUGGCUGUCCAGCAGCGGCUGAAGGACAUGACGGACAAACAAAUAAAGCCUCACUUGCUCAAGACUACGUGCAUCCAAGGUUACCCUCACAAUUCAUCUGAAGGACACGAAGAAGCUGCCGAGAAUGCCAUUUUUGAUAAAGGUAAGCAGAGCUGUAAUUUGUCCUCGAUAAAGCUAGAAAUAUAUUUCAAUUCUACAGACCCACAAUCAUCUUUUAGGAAAGUACUCUGUCCGCAAAAAGUGUCUUGGGAGUGUUUAUUUACUCAUUGUAGGGAGUCAAACAAGGCGCGGUGUUGACGUCAUUGCGUCAACUAGGUUUUAUUAUGAGAACGGACAGAGAAAAGUCUUGGCCAACUCAGGUUUGACCUGUAAGGUGGGAAAGUAA
Hippocampus comes (tiger tail seahorse) is the source of this 892-nucleotide messenger RNA. Its product is annotated as DNA polymerase eta-like. Gene Ontology annotation, molecular function: DNA-directed DNA polymerase activity. The coding region runs from base 142 to 804 and encodes 220 amino acids. The record is from RefSeq and is a predicted model, not a curated record. The transcript is spliced from 3 exons. Lineage: Eukaryota; Metazoa; Chordata; Actinopteri; Syngnathiformes; Syngnathidae. Gene Ontology annotation, biological process: error-prone translesion synthesis; response to radiation. Gene Ontology annotation, cellular component: nucleus; site of double-strand break; replication fork.